AUGCUGCCCCUCGCGGUCCUUCUGCUGACUCAAUCGUGCCUUUGUUCUUCUCUUUCGCAGUCCUUCUACAUCGAGAACAAGAAUGUUGGCAACAAGGCCGACAGUGAAGACUGGAGAAUUCGCGGCUACAACCCGCUCACCCCACCUGACCUGCUCCAACACGAGAUCCCCCAGACCAAGGAAUCCAAGCGCACUGUCACUGAGAGCCGCAAUGAGGUCGCUUCCGUGGUUCAAGGUACCGACGAGAAGCAGCGGCUGCUGGUCAUCAUAGGGCCAUGCUCGAUACACGACCCUAAGGCGGCGCUCGAGUACUGCGACCUGUUGCUACAGGAGAAAGAGAAACACAAAGAUGAGCUGCUGAUCGUGAUGCGCUCAUACCUCGAGAAGCCCCGCACAACCGUCGGCUGGAAGGGUCUCAUCAACGACCCGGACAUCGACAACAGCUUCAGCAUCAACAAGGGCCUGCGCCUGUCGCGGCAGUUGUUUGUUGACCUGACGUCCAAGGGCAUGCCCAUCGCUAGCGAGAUGCUAGACACCAUAUCCCCACAGUUUCUGGCUGAUGUGCUGUCCUGUGGUGCUGUCGGGGCUAGGACGACGGAGAGUCAGCUACACCGAGAGCUGGCGAGUGGUCUGUCUUUCCCAGUCGGCUUCAAGAAUGGCACGGACGGAUCCUUGGGUGUUGCCAUUGAUGCGAUAGGAGCCGUCAGGCAUCCCCACCACUUCCUAUCUGUCACUAAGCCUGGUGUUGUGGCCAUUGUGGGUACUGUUGGCAAUGAGGAUUGUUUCGUCAUCUUGAGAGGUGGCACCAAGGGAACGAACUACGACGCGAAGAGCAUCGCCGAGGCGAAGGAGGCGCUGCAGAAGGCUGGCGUGCGCGACAGGCUGAUGGUAGACUGCAGUCACGGCAACUCGCUGAAGGACCACAAAAACCAGCCCAAGGUAGCUGCCACGCUAGCAGAGCAGAUUGAGAAGGGCGAAGCUAGCAUCAUGGGUGUCAUGAUCGAGAGUAACAUCAAUGAGGGCAACCAGAAGGUGCCCAAGGAGGGCAAGGAGGGUCUGAAGUACGGUGUGAGCAUCACUGAUGCUUGUAUUGGCUGGGAAGACACUGAGUCUGUUCUUGACGUCCUCGCUCAGGCCGUGAAGAAGAGAAGAGAGGUGCUGUCCCAGAACGCAACGAAGGAGGCUGCAGUGUAG
Cryphonectria parasitica EP155 is the source of this 1194-nucleotide messenger RNA. Its product is annotated as 3-deoxy-7-phosphoheptulonate synthase. Bases 1 to 1194 code for a protein of 397 amino acids. Gene Ontology annotation, molecular function: 3-deoxy-7-phosphoheptulonate synthase activity. NCBI's taxonomy places the organism in Eukaryota, Fungi, Ascomycota, Sordariomycetes, Diaporthales, Cryphonectriaceae. The transcript has 3 exons. Gene Ontology annotation, biological process: aromatic amino acid biosynthetic process. Gene Ontology annotation, cellular component: cytoplasm. The record is from RefSeq and is a predicted model, not a curated record.